ACUCACGCGACCCGCCCAGCCUCUGCGCCUAUACAAACCACAAUCCGCCAUAUAAUCGCCUACAAACAAUAACGCCCUUUGCGACCAAGACACAAGCAACCGUCGAUAGCCAACUUUUGCCGCCCAUCGCAGCAGCCUCGUUCUCGCCCAUUCUAUCGUCUCAGCCUCACAUCUCUUCUUCGUCUGUCGUGCAAAUGGAAGAAAGCAUGACGUUCAAAUCCGUGUCCUCGCAUGGAACGUCGUCUAGCAAGGCAAGCAGCCUGUUCAGUCUUAACGCGGACAGCAAAAAGUCGAUUCUCGUCUACCGGUACCGUUCAGGCGCAAAAGGACUGGAAAUCAAGACCGAGCGCGAUCUUUGUGCGGAGCUCGACCAAGACCCUAACCUAGCCUUCGUACGCGUUGCAAGGAAGCCGAUACCGCGUGGCAACAGCAGACUUGACAUCUUGAACGAGGACUUGCUGUCACCUGCCGAACGCGAAAUGUACGGCGAGAAGCCCACGCUCAAAGCCUCGGUCGCCAACGUCGGACUGCCCACGAUGGCAAGGUGGAAGCACAUGAUCCUUGGCAGCUACGAAGACCUCUACAUCGUCUCACGGUUACAUACACCCUCUCCCGAGUCGAGCAAGAACAACAGUCCUGAAUCUAGCCAACAUGUCAGCCCCGCAACGACAUUUCCAAACGAAGCACUACACGCUCCGAAUGCGUAGAGGCAGUGGGAGGCCUGGCCCGGUUUCUAUUUUGGGGUCUUCUAGAUGAUGGAUGGUGUCUCACCCUCCUUGCGUCCACGAGUUGUAGUCCACUCAGCUGGGCCAGCAGUGACCACAUGCUUAGGCCGGAAAUACGUUUUUUUUGUACGCAUUUAUGAGAUACCCCACGAGCACCGCUCAGAGCGCGGCGCUGGAUGGAGUUGGUUUUAUUUCUCAUCUCCUUGAUUCUCCCUAGACUUCCCUAGAUACGGCCUCAACGCCGGUGACUGUGUGAUAUGAUAAUCGAACCGUAUAUCCUAAUUAGUCCA
Messenger RNA from Pyrenophora tritici-repentis Pt-1C-BFP, 1015 nucleotides. RefSeq lists its product as uncharacterized. The record is from RefSeq and is a predicted model, not a curated record. NCBI's taxonomy places the organism in Eukaryota, Fungi, Ascomycota, Dothideomycetes, Pleosporales, Pleosporaceae.